Molecule: messenger RNA, 1853 nt
Organism: Protopterus annectens (West African lungfish)
Lineage: Eukaryota; Metazoa; Chordata; Ceratodontiformes; Protopteridae
Gene: PRIM2
Product: DNA primase subunit 2
Exons: 14
Coding region: 164-1714 (516 amino acids)
Biological process (GO): DNA replication, synthesis of primer
Cellular component (GO): alpha DNA polymerase:primase complex
Source: RefSeq, a predicted model, not a curated record
CAUUCAGAUCCAAGCUACCAGGAUGAAAGCACUAAAUGUAUGUUGAAUUUAUUAAUAAAAAAGGUGAUUGUGAUUCUGCUCCCAGCUUCCGAAGUGUUUUUGCUUUUAACAGAAAAAUAGCCGAAGCAAGUUCUGGUAGUGUUUCCUGUGUUGAGAUCUGAAAAUGCAGUUUUCCAGAAAUCGCAAAAUGAAGGCCACUAGGCUGGCAGGUGACCAAAGGGCUGGCAUCUAUCCUCAUAGUAUCCAGUUUUAUCUACAGCCACCACUGGAAAACAUCUCGCUUGCAGAAUUUGAAACAUUUGCUGUUGAGCGUCUUAAAUUGCUCAAGACCAUUGAAAAUCUUGGUGUCACUUACGUUAAAGGAAGUCAACAGUAUAAAGAUAAACUUGAAGGAGAGCUUAAAAAACUGUCAUUUCCCUAUAGGCCUCAACGUAGUAGUGAACAAGAAUAUGACAUUAGGAGGAAAGAUCACAUCUCUCAUUUUAUCCUUCGCCUUGCCUACUGCCAGACAGAAGAACUCAGGCGUUGGUUUAUCCAGCAGGAGAUGGACCUGUUUAGAUUCCGAUUUAAUGAACUCCUUCAAGAGAAUAUUAAGGAUUUUUUACAUUUUAACAACUUAAAGUAUGACACUAUUUCCAAUGAUGUAAAGAUGGAGUUGCAAGAAAAAUUAAUUAACUCAACAUAUGGACUAAGUCAGCCUAAACUAGAGGAACAAGACGUCUAUAAGGUUCCUUUUCAAGCUGCCCUUGAUUUGGUUCGAGCAAAGAAAGUGUUCGUUAAAGCAGGGUUUGCAUUCAUCCCACAUCAAGAAAUUGUCACAAUAGUUCUUAAUGAUUUCAGAACCAAACUUUCAAAGGCUCUAGCACUAACAGCACGCUCACUUCCUGUUGUGCAGUCUGAUGAGAGGCUCCAACCCCUACUUAAUCACCUCAGCCAUGCCUAUGUGGGGCAAGAUUACAGUAUGCAAAAGAAUGUUGGAAAGAUUUCCUUGGACCAGAUAGAUAAUCUCUCCCUAAAGUCAUUUCCACCUUGUAUGCGUCAGCUGCACAAAGCACUUCGAGAUAAUCAUCACCUCCGCCAUGGUGGCCGCAUGCAGUAUGGGCUGUUCCUAAAAGGUAUUGGCAUGACCCUAGAACAGGCUUUACAGUUUUGGAAAAUGGAGUUUAUAAAAGGAAAAGUAGAUGCUGAUAAGUUUGACAAAACAUAUUCCUACUCCAUUCGGCACAACUAUGGCAGGGAAGGCAAACGAACAGACUACACACCAUACAGCUGCAUGAAGAUCAUUCUGACUAACCCUCCAAGUCAAGGGGACUAUCACGGCUGCCCAUUUCGUCACAGUGAUCCAGAGUUGCUAAAGCAGAAAUUGCAGUCUUACAAGUUAACAUCUGCAGGAAUAAAUGAAAUCCUGGAGUUGGUUAAGGGGAUGCAUUACCAGCUGGCCUGUCAGAAGUACUUUGAGCUGACACACAAUGUGGAGGACUGUGGAUUUUCAUUAAAUCACCCCAACCAGUUUUUCACAGAAAGUCAGAAGGUGCUUGGAGGUGGACGAGAAAUAAAAAAGGAAUCUAGCCAAUCAGACAGCUCACAAAGAAGUCAGAACAGCCAGACUGUGAAAUCAUUGUCCAAAGAGAGUAUCGCUGAUUCAAAGCCUGCUAUUGCGGCACCUUUAAUGGAAAUGGAGGAUUUGGAUGAGUUCUUCAAUGAAGUUGAAUGACUUCUGUUGUUAAACAUGACACUCUCCUGUUAGUCUCCUAAUGUUUAUAAUGUUUAGUUUUGUAUUGGUGCUGUUUGCUUUUACUCCUUUUCAUAUAAACACAUUUGGAAAAAAAUAAUAAAAUUCUGAGUUGCCUGUA